AUAUUAGUGAGAUGAUGGCGAAGGUGAUUUAUGCCAGCUACUUGUUGGCGCGCUUUUCUCCUGACAUCGUUUGGCGGACCUACAUUUUCGGGCAGGGUCUAAUAUGUCUGAGAGCAUAAAGGUCAUUUGCCGUGUAAGACCACUCAAUGAUUUAGAAAAGGCGAACGACAGCAAGUUUGUUGUAUCUUUUCCUGGUGAUGGCAAAACGGCAAUAUCGAUUGGAGGCAAAAACUUUAACUUUGAUCAUGUAGUACAACCUAAAGCAACUCAGUUAGAAGUCUACGAAAUUGUUGCCAAACCAAUUGUUGCGGAUGUUCUAAAUGGAUAUAACGGCACAAUUUUCGCUUACGGCCAGACAUCGAGUGGAAAAACAUUUACUAUGGAGGGGAUUCUAGGUGACCCAGUCUUUCAGGGUGUUAUUCCCCGGAUAAUACACGACAUAUUCAAUCACAUCUACCAAAUGGAUGAAAACCUUGAAUUUCAUAUCAAAGUUUCAUAUUUUGAAAUAUACAUGGAUAAGAUUCGCGAUUUGCUUGAUGUUUCAAAGACAAAUCUACCUGUCCAUGAAGAUAAAGAUCGAGUGCCUUAUGUUAAAGGAGCCACAGAACGGUUUGUGUCUAGUCCUGAAGAAGUAUUUGACGUCAUUGAUGAGGGGAAAGCCAAUCGUCAUGUGGCUGUAACAAACAUGAACGAACAUAGUUCUCGAAGUCAUUCAGUAUUCAUGAUUACGGUUCGACAAGAAAAUUUAGAAACGCAGAAAAAACUCCAUGGAAAACUUUAUCUUGUUGAUUUAGCUGGUAGUGAGAAAGUUGCUAAAACAGGGGCCGAGGGUACUGUUUUGGAUGAAGCUAAAAAUAUCAACAAAUCGUUGUCUGCUCUCGGUAAUGUGAUCAAUGCACUUGUAGAAGGGAGCUCGCACGUUCCUUACCGUGACUCUAAGUUGACGCGUAUUCUUCAAGAAUCUCUGGGUGGUAAUGCACGGACAACAAUGGUGAUAUGUUGUUCACCAGCUGCUUUUAACGAUGCUGAGACAAAAUCAACUCUUAUGUUUGGCAUGCGCGCUAAAACAAUCAAGAAUUUAGUCACUGUAAAUGAAGAACUAACUGCUGAUGAGUGGCGACGACGAUAUGAACGUGAGAAAGAGAAAGUUAGGAAACUUCACAAUAUUGUAUCUCAUUUGGAAAGUGAACUGAAACGUUGGCGAGGUGGUGAAUCUGUCAGUCAAACUGAAUGGUUUACAGAAGCUCAAUAUUCAGCUGCCAUAGAUGAUGCAAAGGACAUAACAACUCCAGAUGUAUUUCCAACCAAACUCAUGUCAGAUAGCAUUUCGUCAACUGCACCACAAAGUGUUCAACUAUCAAAUAUAUCUCAAACGCGCACCGGUUCAUUUCCAUCAUCACGUGUAGCUGCCACUAGUGAUACUCUCAGUCCAACCGCGGGUGGUGUCGGUGAUGAACAACUACAGUUUCUUUAUCAACAACUUGAUGAUAAAGAUGAUGAAAUUAAUAAACAAGCUCAAACAAUUGCUCGUCUUCGACAACAAGUUGAAGAACAAGACGAAAUCAUCAAUACUUUACGUAAAGAACGUGAAGGUCAACUGAAGGAGAUCACAAACCUCCAAGCUGAAUAUCAAUCGAGUAAAGAAGAGGUUAAAGAAGUUUUACAAGCUUUAGAAGAAUUAGCUAUGAAUUAUGAUCAAAAAGCACAAGAGAUUGCUUCAAAAGCAAAAGAAUUAGAAGAAGUUCAAGAAUCUUUAUUAAAACAGACUAGAUUAAUGCAUAGUAAAGAUGGUGAAUUAUCUCAAUUGAAAGAUACACAUCAAAAUCAAAAGAAGAAAUAUACUGAAAUGAUGUCUAGUUUAUUGAAAGAUUUAAUUGAUGUUGGUGAAUGUCUAAAUGAUCAGUUGACGAAACCAUCUGUUGGCGCUGAACGAUUAGAUGAAGAAUUCACUGUAGUUCGUUUAUAUAUAAGUAAAAUGAAAACUGAAGCAAAAUCAUUACAAUCACGUGUACGUCAAUUAGAAGAAGAACGUGUUCAACAUGUACAAUUAAUGCGUAAAAGUGAUGAUGAAUCAAAAGAUCUACGUACAAGAAUUCAUGCUUUUGAAGUGAAAAUUGCUACAUUAACAGAUAAAAUUGAUGAAUCUGAAUCACGUAAACGUCAUUUACAAGAAACUGUUGAUAAUAUGAACGCAGAAAUAGCAAAACUUCGUGCAAAUGAACAAUUUAUGUCGGGUUCAGGUGAACAAAAUGAAAAAAUUCUCUCUGGACAAUCAGCUAUACGUGCUAAAUUAGAUGAAGAAUUUAAACGUCAAUCGGAACAUUAUGCUACACAAGUGAAAAGUUUACGUGAUGAAUUAGAUGAAAAACAAAAGAAAUUAGAAGAAUAUAAAGAUGAAGCAAAUAAUUUCAAAUUCCAAUCAGAAAAAUCUCAAGAAGAAGUGACACGUUUACGUAAAGAACUAGAGGAUAAAACUACACGAUUGGAAACAUUAGAGAAAACUACAGAGAAACGUGAACAAGCAAAAGAAGAUCUACGUGGUUUAGAAGAGACUGUUAUUAAAGAAUUACAAACAUUGCAUAAUCUACGACGUUUAUUCAUACAAGAUCUUAAUUGUCGAAUUAAAAAGUCUGCCAAUCGUGUAAAUGCAUUAACUGCAGCUGAAAAAGCCACUGCUAAUAAUAAUAAUACUAAUAAUGCUAACCAGGGUGGUAAUACACCGAACGCUGGUAGUGGUAUACCAGGUCAACAACAAAUCUCUGAAAGUCUACUUAUGGAUGAUGACGACGAUGAUGAACCAAUUCAAGUUGGUACAUUAGCACAACGUGAAAAAAUUGCAUUCCUUGAAAAUAAUUUAGAUAAAUUGACAAAAGUACAUAAACAACUUGUUCAUGAUAAUGCAGAAUUACGUUGUGAAUUACCAAAAAUGGAAAAACGUCUAAAGGUUAGUUAGUUAGUUUGUAGAUGUAUACAAUUUAUGUGUUUUUUUCGUAAAAUCAUACCUAUUCAUAUGCUGUCUAUAUAUUGAUGUAAUGGGCAUAGGAUUUCCGACAAAAUUUACGGUCAGUUAGUCACAACGUAGAAACCGGUAGGUAUGUACAUUGACUCAAAUUGUCAUAUCCUGUCCACACAUAGAUGAAAUUGUAAGCCCGAACCCCAAACUAGUUAAGGUAGUAACAGUAUCAGUGAAGUUGUGAAAUAUUCAGCGUCAAAGAUACGAUUCGAGAAGGAAAUAUAAUAAACUAGUGAAAUAAAGACAAGAAAAGUUUAAUGAAUUCAGAAGCUCAGAAUCUGAGGAAAGUUAGUGCGUGGAUACACCUGCACCAUUGCAAACGAUUUCUAACCCUUUCAUUCAAGUAUUUAACCAUUGGUUACUAUAAUCACGCGGACAACAAUCAGGUAGUCUACACCUAUUCAGUCAGUCAGUAACAACGUAGAACUUCCUACGUACGUACAUCAGUUCGAGUUGCCAUACCACAUUAGCACAAAGAUUCAGUUAUCGAUUCAAAUCCCCUAGUGGUAGAGUUAGUAAGUGUAUAAGCAGUAAUCCGAAAGAUUAGGGUUUGAAGGUGUUAUUCAAAGAGUAUAAUCCAUUGAAAUAAAUUUGGAAAGAUAAAAAGAAAACGGACACAAAGAAUUUGGGAGAACACAAAGAGUGGAUGCAUCUGAGCCAUUGUAAACGAUUUUGAGCCAUGUCAUUAACAAGACUCAAUUCUAUUGACUUCAUGAAUUGAUACCAUGUUUCGUUUUGCUGACCCAGGCUUUCUCGAAGCCUACUCUAGCAGAAAACAUCUACCGUCGAGGUAGGCGGUGGUUGUGUAUAUGUAACACAUGUCCCAACCACCUCAGUUGAUGAAGACUCACCACUUAUUCGAUUGAUUUGCCAUCUUUACUUAGUACUCUAUUCUUAGUUCAGACAUUGGUUACUCCGUGGUUCAAAACUGCACGAGAUAUACUUCGAAGACACGUACAAUUGAAUACUAGUAAGACACGAAUAUCAUUUUUCCUUAAUCAUCAUGUUUCACACGUAUUAGGUAGGGUGAAGUGAAAUGCUGAACAGUGUACUCGUAAUUAGGUUGGUAGAUGGAUAUCUUGCUCACAUCACAGGUGACAUGAGAUGGUAAAAGCCUAUCGAACCUUCUGAAUCCGUGCCGAGAUCUCGUCAAACGGCAGGACAUCAGAAAAGUGGUCAACACGCCCAACGUCUCCACUAAUAUCGUCGGCUCAGUUCGUAGAUCAGUUUUUGAAUUUGUAGUAGGGGAAUGUAUGACGAAUAAAGUUCAAAUGUUUCUGCAAUCGAGUUCUAAUUAUUGUCUUAAUAAUAUCAACUAUUGAAUUUACUAUCGAAAAAAAAAAAAACAAACAGGAACUCUAAAUACUUAGCGUAUUUUUGUAUUUCACUUCAACAUGUGUUGUGAUCUGUUAUUUUUACGAUCCGAUAGAGUUUUUCCUGAAGACUGAGUAGGUUUCACCAGUUUACUCUUAUCUCCGUGAUUCGUAUAUUUGCAUUUAUAUAUUACGUAAGUAUAAAAUAUAGAAUUUUAAUUAAAAAUUUUUUUUUUAAAUAACCAUUUCCCAGAGUACUCUUGAACGUGUACGUAGUUUAGAAUUAUCAUUAAAAGAAGCUAAAGAAGGUGCUAUGCGUGAUCGUAAACGUUAUCAAGUUGAAGUGGAACGAAUAAAAGAAGUUGUACGUCAACGUAAUGUUACAGCACGUCGUGGUCAAUCACAAAUAGCUAAACCAAUACGUGCAGGACAUGCUCCUAUUAAUAAUCCUCAUGGUCUUAGUGUUGGUGGUGUUAGUGGUGGUGUAUCAAUUAAUUCACAACCAGUUUUACGACCAGAUCUUCUCGGUGCACCAUGAUCAAAAUAUGCUCUUAUUGAUAUUAUUUUUUAUUUGUGUUUAACUCUUCUCUAUGUGUCAUUCAUUUGAAUUCAUUUGGUUGAUAUACAUAAAGAAUAUAUUCAGUAUAUUGGAAGAAAAAAAUAACUACUUUAUAAAGAUCUAUUCACUACUUACAUACAUUAAUAUUAUAUAUAUACAUAAUAAUACUGAACAACAAGAUAGGAAUUCAAUUCGCUAAUACUCAUAUAUAAGUAUAUAUACUGACCAAAUCUAUCAAUGAUGUAAUGGGUAUUUGAGUACAACAAUAUAUACAUAUGUAAUUCGUUUACUUUUAUCAAAUUAUCAUUAUUGUCUUUAUUUUCUUUGGUUUUUGUUGUUGUUGUUGUUGAUCAUAACAACAACUGCACAUUAUCUCUUUUACACACACACACACACGUACACAUACAGACAUACAUAUAUACACUAUGAGCCUUAAGUUUGAUGUAUAUUUAUCCCCGGUGUGUAUUUUUUUUUUUUUUGGUAGUCGAUUUCUUUCACAUUUCUUGCUUAUUUCAUUCAUCCAUUCAUUCAAUGAAUUGAUGUUUUGUUUUGUUUUUGGUAUAUCAUUGAUGAUAAAUUAACCAUGACUGAUCAUUAAGUGAUGACAACUAGUUGACUAGAGUAUUCUCUGUGUUAUUAUGAUGAUAAUGGUGAUGAUGAUGUGUGCAUGUGUGUGUGCAAUUGCACUUUGCUUUGCUUAUUGUGCCUAUUCUUGAAUGUUCAUUUUAUUAUUAUUAGUAUUAGUAUUAUUAUUAUCUAUUUCAUGUGGAAUGAUUAACUUUCCUUUCUAUCUUCUAUUACUUUCAUCUUAUUCGAUAAAAUGGUUUUGUGUACUACUAUUACUACUAAUACUAAUACUACUGAUAAACAUCAGUAGUCUAAAACAUUAAUAAAAUAAUGUUAUUUUCUUAUAUGAAUUAAAGAAAUUCAUUUCUGCGCCAUACAUUUACAUUAUAUACUAUGAAUGAAUAAUCGAAUAUUUUAUAGAAAGGGGAAACAAUGAUAAGGAUGUAUUGAUGGUAAAUCAAAAGUAAAAUGAUUAUUUACUAUAGUAACAAUAAUAAGUAAUCUCUAGAGAAAAAAAUGUUCACAUGUGAACAUACUAACUAACACAUUUGUAUGUAUCAUAUAUAUAUAUGUAUGGUUUCAAUUUCUUUUCUUUUUUCUUUCUCUUUUUUUUGGUUUGUGCACACGUACGUUAUGAUGUAAGUGUAUCUGUUGUACACGCACGCACGCACACACACAUUCCGUACGUGCUUACAUCAAUAAAGGGGGUUGUAUUUCUAUUGACAAUAACAAAUAAUUGACAGUUAAUCAUUUGUGUGUGUGUAUGUGUCAAUCAAUUCUACAUUUAUUGAUUCUCUUGAAUCGAUCCAACUGGAUUGGGUUGUUUUUUUUCUUUCAGUUGUGCCUCCCCCUUAAUAUGAUCUUGAUUCUUGUUGUUAUGAUCAUUAUCAUCUUCAUUGUUAUGAUUAUUAACAAUGAACAACUCUAUACAUGCGUAUAUUUACAUAUAUUUCUAAUUUGCUUUAUUCUAUUUAUUGAAUAUGUAUGUGUUUUCUUUUUGUUUUGUUCUAUUUCUCUCAGUGUUUUUUUUUUCUUCUUUUGUUUCUCUCUUUGCCCACAUUGAAAUAAAAGUAUAAUAAUGUUCACAUGAAUAAAAAUAAUACCGCUUAUGUUUACUGCUAACAGUUAAUAACAGAAUAUAUAAAUGUGAUAAUUUAAUUCUUUCGGUUGUUCUUUUAUCUUUCUAGUGUCAAGAUAGUUGUAUAAUAUAGAUUGGAUUGGUUUAUGUUAAAUAUUCAUAUCAUUUAAAUGUUGACUCCAAUGGUUUAGAAGUUAAGUGUUUGUAUACGAGAUCAAAGAUUCUUAGUUUUGAAUUCCAUGUAUGUGGAUCAUGGAUACAUAUUGUUAAGGUGAAACGGUUGUCUAAUUCGUUGAGGUUUUCAGUAGUGGUCUAACAUUGUUUCGGUUCAUGAUUUCAAUGAAAUAAUAACAUAAUUGUGACGAUUUUUGUGGAUAUCGAGUUUAACUUCAAUUUCUAUUGUCUGGUUUAAAUAGUUGGCAUGUUUUCCUAACAGAACUACCCCAGUUAAAUGAACAAAUAGAAAGUAAACUAACAAUUUGACGGUUAUUCAUUGUAGACCGUUUUUUUAACGUGGAACCAUUUAUCACAUUGUGUAAUGACAAGUAUUCCUUGACUUAAUAUAACAUCAAUGGGCCCUCAAAUGCCCUGCUACGGCCAAGAGUGGGGAGAGUCCGCUAUCCCUCUCAAAAUGCUCACACAUGGCCGCACAUAUAUAGCCUCUGAAAGAGGAUGAAAAGCGAAUGUGCGGCGCUUUAACCGGAUCCCAAAUCAAUGGUGCACAUGGGCUGGCUCCA
Messenger RNA from Schistosoma spindalis, 7267 nucleotides. The record is from the annotation of a GenBank genome assembly. Lineage: Eukaryota; Metazoa; Platyhelminthes; Trematoda; Strigeidida; Schistosomatidae.